UUUCCGAUUUCGUGUGAGUUGGUAGACAUGUCUAUACCACAGUUUGGUCUGCUUUUCUGUGUCUUUUUUAAGAUUCACCAGACCAACCUUGCGUUUAACCACUCCUAUACUCCAUUGAAUGUUACACUCCAACCAAUUGUUCGUUUUUCUCUUAUCACCACUCAUCCACUCGCGAUGCUCGACUCAACAGGAAGCAUAAAUCGAAUUAUGACAAACUGAUUGAAGCGCUCAUCGAAGUGGAAAAUUGCUUCAGAUGGGACACUUUUUCCUUCCCCCAUCGUGGAUAUCGCUUAACUUCAGUUGCCAUCGGAAUGUCUGCCCAGCCGAACGUUGUUUCCUUCGAGCAGCUUGACAAGGACUUUCAAAGCAUCUUGGAAUCCGUUGAACAGUUGAACCUCCCGAAAGUAGAUGUUUACAGCAUAUUUGCACCUCUUAGGUGGCAUUUGUUUAAAAGGAAAUGGAUUAAACGGUUGAAAUGGUGGCUUUUGCUUGCGGUUUUGAUGUUGGCGAUUUAUUACGUGCCAAUUUUAAACUGGAACGCUUCGGCAGUGGGAAGACUUGUGAUGGUUCAGGUUCUACCGUUCUGGGAUUGGAGACCGCUGCACAACGAAAAAUGCUUGGUGAAGCCAUUUUUUAGUUCAAAAGUUGAAAGUCGCAGUGAAUCUCGGUUUGAAAAUUCCCCUUUCUUCGAGGAGUGUGCAGUUUGUGAAAAUAUUGAAUCCAUUUCAAGACACGAUAAAGUUUCUUAUGAUUUCCUGUACGAGAAACAUUUGCUGAGAAGUUUACCGGUGGUAAUAACAGAUUCACAUCGACACUGGAAGGACAGAUCAUGGGAAAAUAUGUCAAAUUUCUUGGAAUCAAUCGAGCCUCUUCUCCUCAACAACCCUUGUAAUGUGCAAACCAACUUGAUUCUGGACCAAGCACAAAGAAAGGACAACAAAUACGCAAACUUACUCGACAUCCUGUUCUCAUCCACUAGCAACGAUUCGUGGUUUCUUCACUUAAGAAACUGUCAGCUUAAAACGGUCAAAAGCACCAGACUUCUGUUUGAAAGGCCGUACUUUUAUGCGCCCCACCUGGAAAUGCCCUAUACCACGUGGCUGUUACUCUCAAGCCAAUACCACUCAAAAGGUACGAAAUCACUAAAAAUGGACGGAUUGGUCAUCGUGAUGCAGUUGAAGGAAACGCUCAAAGUGAGGCUGGUGCCGAAAGGGGAGUGUUUUGAGGUUUGCAGUGUGCUGGAUGUGGAGCUGAGCGAUGGAGAAGCAUUGCUGUUUUCGACAAAUCUGUGGAAAUUUGAGUACAAGCCGUUUAUGGUGAAUGGUACCGCGAUUACAUUCAUUACGGAAACUGUCACCAUCAGCAAUGGACGGACAUCAUUACGUGCCAUGUCUACAAGGUUUUCAGCUCAGUUACGCCUGUAGUGAUUCUAUUAAUGGUGUCGAACUGUGUUCUGCAACUUGUGCAUGAAGAACUUGUAGAAGAUACCAAUGUCAGCAUUUCUUCAGUAUAUUAUAGACUUUUGAAUAGAAAGUGAAAGUAGUUAUGUGUGUUUACACACACGAUUAAGAUUCUAGUCAGAAACUUCUGUACUGUACUGUUUUAGUUUUUACCGCAGUUUAUGUUGUCUAGUUUUCCCACUCUACGUUACUUGUAAACACACACAUAUUUGAACUCACAGAACACAAACAGAUGGAAAAGGGUCAGUGAACUUGUCCUGACCGCUCAGUUUUUUGAGGGAAAACAUCACAAGAUCAGUCCCAUUCCUUGACAGACCUCAGAACAGGUCAGAACAGUUCCGUUCAGUACAGUAACUGCUAAAUACAGUAUAGUUUAACAGCAAAUAAACAGUGUUUGCAAUAAAUAGUUUGUUUUGUACCGCGA
This is a messenger RNA of Culex quinquefasciatus (southern house mosquito), 1884 nucleotides long. RefSeq lists its product as uncharacterized. Lineage: Eukaryota; Metazoa; Arthropoda; Insecta; Diptera; Culicidae. The record is from RefSeq and is a predicted model, not a curated record. Bases 312 to 1424 code for a protein of 370 amino acids. The transcript has 3 exons.